This is a messenger RNA of Diachasma alloeum, 1193 nucleotides long. RefSeq lists its product as uncharacterized. The record is from RefSeq and is a predicted model, not a curated record. NCBI's taxonomy places the organism in Eukaryota, Metazoa, Arthropoda, Insecta, Hymenoptera, Braconidae. The transcript is spliced from 2 exons. The coding region runs from base 279 to 1079 and encodes 266 amino acids.
CAAUCGCAGAGACCGGCCGCAUGGUCCCGCGUCUCUCCAAAAAACAAUAAUAAUCCCUAAAAAAAUUGAAAACAAGCCUCCAGGAACAGACCACUGCCAUCACGACAGCCCCCAACGAUCCCCGAUCACCCCGACAUCCCCUUGACCCCGAUAAUUUCCACUUUAUCACGAUAAUUCAUCUGCCUGACCCCAUCGGACGCUCAACAGGCCCUCAAACAGCUCAACACAACAGCAAUUCCAAAUUCCUGACCCCUUGAUCCCUCAAUAAAGCGUAAACAAUGUCGGGGAUGAGUGGAACGAAGGUUCUUUGCAGUAAUAUUGGGCCUUCGCACGUCUCCUCGAACGGUUAUUACGGUUAUGUACCACCGAUCGGUGAAUUUCCGAUGUGUCCGACUGAUUCACGAGGUGAAAAUGCAAGUGUUUGUGUUCAGAAUUAUCACAAAUCUGACGACUUGGGGCUGACGACGAUUGGAGGAGUGGAGAGAGCGGUGCACAGCUAUCAGGAGAAUUAUUACAGUACCAUGAGCAUGGAAAUGGAGACUGAGGAGCAUUGUAGUGGUAUGGGCAUGUGCUGCCAAAAUAACCAUUACGUGAUUCCAGAGAUGGCGAGUGGCGGGAAGGCGGUGCUGGGUGGUGGAGUUGAGGGGAUGAGUUUUCAUGGCAGUCGCAAACGAAACUGCGAGGAUGGGGGAGAGCCUGGAGGACGGGAGCUGCUCAUGAAGAGGUUCAAAGGAGGCGGUGGUAACAGCCGCGUUGACCAUGGUCCCAGAAAUCCCCGAGAGCCUAGAUCACCACAGAUGCACAAUGACACGUCACCACUAUAUAUAACGCCCCAUCCACUGACUCUGACAUGUCACUCAAUGCUGACGAACGAUCGCUGCACACAGGCAGCAGGUAAACCUCAUAAUAGUCAUUUCGUUAAUAAUGAAAUUAUUGAUUGUGAGAGAGUGAGCGACAGAUGCACCAGUGCACAUGGCAACGAGUAUGAGACAAUGCUCAUGGAGACACACGGUUGCUCGGUCUACCAUCAUCAACGUCAGCUGCAAUUUGAUAAUGGUACUAUUGAGACUGAAUUCUGAUAGUCUCGUUCAUUAGCAUAAGUCCCUUUUUCACUACUACCUGUGUGCUGCAAGGCAUUUAUUGUUAAAUAACUUAACAUUGUACUUUAAAUAAAUAUAUACUUUUCUAUGAAA